Messenger RNA from Cavenderia fasciculata, 1023 nucleotides. RefSeq lists its product as uncharacterized. The coding region runs from base 1 to 1023 and encodes 340 amino acids. Lineage: Eukaryota; Evosea; Eumycetozoa; Acytosteliales; Cavenderiaceae. The record is from RefSeq and is a predicted model, not a curated record. The transcript is spliced from 3 exons.
AUGUUACGGAGAUGUAUAGUUUUAAACUAUAAUAGUUUAUUAUCAUCAUCAUCAUCAUCAUCAUCAGUAUCAUCAACGACGACGACGACGAGAUAUAGGAGUAAUAGUAAAAACAAUAAUAAUAAUAAUAAUGUAUAUUUAUCAAGGCAGUCAUCGUCAUCAUUUUCAUCACUACCACUUGUAUUAAGUUAUAUAGAUAGAAACUUUAUUGGUAGAUCAUAUUGUACAAGUUCAUCAUCGACCAUUUUAAAACAAGAUGAACACUUGACGACUACACCUUUUAUAAAGUUUUACAAACCAUCAGAUACAUCGUCAUCAUCAAGUAGUAACCAACCUAUCAACCCAAGUAAAUACCCUUUUAUAAACGAUCGUCAAAUAAUACCCUCAACAAAAUCAAGCAACAACAACAAAUCUACAUCGGUAGCAUCAUUUUAUCGAGAACACAAAAAGAAACAAGCAGAGAUAAAAGUAGAGACGGCACAAGCACCCGAUCACAUUCAUUAUGACACCAAGACAACCUAUCUAUCAAGUGAUUUACCUACAUUUAAAGCAUUUGAAGAAAAAUAUUUACAACAACAACAAGAUGAACAAAAGAUAUUAAAUGAAUCAUUAUUAUUAGAAGAAUUAAAUGAUGAAUUGAUAUUUUCAGAUAUUCAAAGUACAUAUACAUUAUUUAAAUGGUUAUUGAUGAAUGAUAAAGUGACGACGGCAUUGGUGAAUGCUACUAUUCGAAAAUUGACAGAUUUCUUUGAUACAAGACACAGACAAUCGACGCGACUCAUGUUGAGUUUUGCCAGUCAAUUGGGAGACUUGCAACACUUAGAUGCAUAUGCAGUCGCUGCUCUACUCGAAUAUGUUGGUCAUGUUGAUUGCCAACCACAAGAUAUCACAGUUUCAACAGCGGUGGAGUCAGAUGGUCGCCGCGGGCGUGUCACCCACUCCCUCUGGCUUGGCCAUGAUGAUCCAGCACUACAACGGACUCAACAGCAUGGAGAUGGUCGCAUUCUACCAGAAUCAGGCUAA